ACUAAACACUAGUCGAAACCAUUUGAGCCCUUCUCUCAUCAUUUUGGCCUCGAGAUCACGAUCAUGGCGGCCUCUAGCAUUCGCCUCUCACCUGCGAUGACGAAGAAACCCCGAUUGCCUUCAGCCCUGACAUCUUGUUCGCUCAGAUUCAGUACGGUCGAUCUUUGCUUUUUGAGGUCGCGGCGUAGCGUCCUCGUCAUCAAGGCGCGCGGCCUUCCGGAGCACAACGGCGAGCAGUCGGCGCCCAUAUUGAACCCGAUGCAGUCUCCGGUUUCCCCCAAAUCGGUGAGACGCCAUACGGUCUCAGUAUUUGUUGGGGAUGAAAGUGGAAUGAUAAAUCGUAUAGCUGGUGUCUUUGCUAGAAGAGGAUACAAUAUUGAAUCACUUGCAGUUGGCUUGAAUAAAGAUAAGGCUUUGUUCACCAUUGUGGUCUCUGGCACUGAGAAAGUCUUGCAACAGGUUGUAGAGCAGCUUCAUAAGCUUGCAAAUGUUAUAAAGGUGGAAAAUUUGUCAAGAGAGCCGCAAAUUGAAAGGGAAUUGAUGCUUAUAAAACUCAGUGUUGACCCUCUUAAGCGCCAAGAGGUUCUGGGUUUGGUUGAUGUUUUUAGAGCAAAAGUAGUUGAUAUUUCUGAAAGCUCCAUCACAAUUGAGGUAACUGGAGAUCCUGGGAAAAUCGUUGCAGUGCAGAGGAGCUUAACCAAGUUCGGAAUCAAAGAAAUUGCUCGGACUGGCAAGAUUGCUUUGAAAAGGGAGAAAAUGGGAGACACUGCCCCUUUCUGGAGAUUCUCUGCUGCUUCUUACCCAGAUCUUGAGAGCAUUAACCAUAUAACUACACUUAUUCAGUCUACUAAUACACCAAUGCAAGGAAAUCUGGAACAAUCAUCAGGAGGAGAUGUCUAUCCAGUGGAUACUUCUGAUAGUAGUGAAGUCACUCAAAUUCUAGAUGCACAUUGGGGUGUCCUUGAUGAUGAAGAUUCAAGAGGGCUUCGUUCACAUACUCUAUCCAUCCUUGUAAAUGAUGUUCCUGGAGUCCUAAACAUUGUAACAGGGGUGUUUUCUCGAAGGGGCUACAAUAUUCAGAGUCUUGCUGUUGGUUCAGCUGAAAAAGAAGGUACCUCUCGCAUUACUACUGUGGUCCCUGCUACUGAUGAGUCUAUUGGCAAACUACUACAACAGAUCUACAAGCUUAUUGAUGUUCAUGAGGUUCAUGACAUCACUCAUAUUCCUUUUGCUGAAAGAGAGUUGAUGCUUAUAAAGGUUGCUGUGAACACUGCAGCGCGAAGAGAUAUCCUAGACAUUGCUGAGAUUUUUAGAGCCAAAACUGUAGAUGUUUCUGAUCAUACAAUCACACUUCAGAUCAGUGGAGAUUUUAACAAGAUGGUGGCAGUGCAAAGAUUACUGGAGCCAUAUGGAAUCUGUGAGGUAGCUCGAACUGGACGAGUUGCUCUAGUUAGAGAAUCCGGAGUAAAUUCUAAAUAUUUACGUGGUUAUUCUCUUCCCAUAUAGCUCUUUUUCAUGAAACCAACGUCACCCAAAGCAACCAAAAUUUUGCAUGAUCAAUGGCGUCUGUUCUUGCUGAAAGAAUUUCUGGCCUGUUAACGGCCUCUCAUAUGUGCAUGUUAAGUCCUUUUUCUUAGGGAAAUCAUCAAGAUAAAGUGGCUGAAAUUUUGGCAUUUGGAGGUAAAAUUAAGUUUUGUUUGUGAGGAAUCUAUCGUGCUCAAUGUAUCCCCUUUCUUAUUUAUUUAUUUAUUUUUUUUUGUGUUCACUCUUCUAAUUCAUCAAGAUUUGUGUUUGAGUCAAACUAAUCGAGCAUUUUCUUCAGAUUCA
Zingiber officinale is the source of this 1827-nucleotide messenger RNA. Its product is annotated as acetolactate synthase small subunit 2, chloroplastic-like. The record is from RefSeq and is a predicted model, not a curated record. Gene Ontology annotation, cellular component: cytosol. Gene Ontology annotation, molecular function: acetolactate synthase activity; acetolactate synthase regulator activity. Gene Ontology annotation, biological process: L-valine biosynthetic process. The transcript is spliced from 12 exons. Lineage: Eukaryota; Viridiplantae; Streptophyta; Magnoliopsida; Zingiberales; Zingiberaceae. Bases 64 to 1506 code for a protein of 480 amino acids.